AUGAGCGCCCCCCUGCGACCGAGUUCAAGCAGAUGGCGGCGGGCGGCUUCGCUGGUGCUGGCUGCGGGCUGGGCGCGCCCAGGCCCCACCACCCAGUCGUUGCCACCGCUGCCCGACGAGGGCUUCCGGCUGCUGCUUCUGCAGCGCUCCCAGGGCCAGGGCUUUAUGCCUGGCGCGCACGUCUUCCCGGGCGGCGUGCUGGAUGCAGCCGAUCGCUCGGCCGACUGGCUGCGUCUGUUCGCGCCACACCACCUGCCGCCGCGCUUCGGCCUAAGCCCCAAAUCAGCCCCGCGCACCGCCUUCCCGGUGCUGCCCGGCUACGGGUCCGACGCGGACGCCGAGGCGCUGCCGGAUGACGUAGCAUUCCGCAUCUGUGCCAUUCGCGAGGCCUUCGAGGAGGCGGGGCUGCUGCUGCUGCGACCCCGCGGCUCCACGCCUGAUUCUGGGCAUGGGUCGGGGCUCCGUUCGGAACCUGGCUGCGCCCUCGCGCCACCGCCCGGCAUGGCCGAUUGGCGCGCUCGGGUCCAUAGCGACCCGCGCCACUUCCUGAGCCUGUGCGCGCACCUGGACUGCACGCCCGACAUCUGGGCGCUGCACGACUGGAGCACCUGGCUGACACCCUUCAUUCGCCCCGGCGGCCGACGCUUCGACACGGCCUUUUUCCUGUGCUGCCUGCGCGAGCCGCCAGCCACCUGCCCGGACGAGACCGAAGUGGUGAGCUGCCAGUGGUCAUCUCCAUCGGAAGCAACUCAAAGUUUCAUUUCAAAAGAAAUUUGGUUGGCACCCCCGCAGUUCUACGAAAUAAGAAGACUAGAAAACUUUGCCUCUCUCUCAGACUUGUACCAGUUUUGUUUGGAUCGUGGAUUAGAAGGGAGGGAAAGAUGGCUGCCGAUCUCACUCUUAGCUGCUGAUGGGGCACUCCAGCUUUUGCCAGGAGAUGAGCUCUACUUGGAAGAUUCAGACUAUUUAGAAAAGCCUUUAUCCACUGAGAAAAAGAUUGAAGAAAUCAUGAAGGAAGGCAAGACAUUUCACCGAGUAGUAUUGCACGAUCGCCAUCUUUAUAGUGUCCAUGUGACUGUUCAGCCCAAAUCUAAACAUGUGUACCCCAAGACCUAUGUAGUGGGUAAGAGUCGGAUGUAG
Messenger RNA from Chrysochloris asiatica (Cape golden mole), 1140 nucleotides. It is a transcript of the gene NUDT19, whose product is annotated as nudix (nucleoside diphosphate linked moiety X)-type motif 19. The record is from RefSeq and is a predicted model, not a curated record. Gene Ontology annotation, cellular component: mitochondrion. NCBI's taxonomy places the organism in Eukaryota, Metazoa, Chordata, Mammalia, Afrosoricida, Chrysochloridae. The transcript is spliced from 3 exons. Gene Ontology annotation, molecular function: hydrolase activity, acting on acid anhydrides, in phosphorus-containing anhydrides. The coding region runs from base 1 to 1140 and encodes 379 amino acids.